Messenger RNA from Eimeria necatrix, 1677 nucleotides. RefSeq names its product proteasome PCI domain-containing protein, putative. Gene Ontology annotation, molecular function: structural molecule activity. The coding region runs from base 1 to 1677 and encodes 558 amino acids. Gene Ontology annotation, cellular component: proteasome regulatory particle, lid subcomplex. Lineage: Eukaryota; Apicomplexa; Conoidasida; Eucoccidiorida; Eimeriidae. The transcript is spliced from 6 exons. The record is from RefSeq and is a predicted model, not a curated record. Gene Ontology annotation, biological process: ubiquitin-dependent protein catabolic process.
AUGGCGGGGUCGACAAGCCCUGGGGUAUCCCAGGGCUCAGUAGCUGCGGCUUCGGAGCCGGGAGCAGCAGCAGCAAAGGGAGCAGCGGGAACAGCAGCAGACGACGGCGUUGCUGCAGUGUCUAUCUUGCUGCAGGAUGCUGCAGCAACUUUGCGCAGCGACCGGGAGAAGGCGAUUGAGCUGUGUCAGCACGCGCUGAGUCUGGCAGCAGCAGCAGCAGGAGUGCCGGAGUCCGCAGCAGCAGGGGCCGGGGGUUCUGGGGCGGGGUCGGACGUGGCUGCUGCUGCUGCUGCUGCUGCUGCUGCUGCAGCAGCAGGGCCGGCGCGCAGCAGCAGCGCGGCGCUGCUGCAGCAAACGCCGUCGAGGGAAGAAGCGCUGCGGCUGUACGAACAGGGCCUUUGCUGGCUAGCUGGGGUGUACGCGGAGUCGGGAGACAGCAGCAAAGUGUGCAGUUUGCUGCAGUCUUCAUUUGUGUUAUUUGGGGAUUUGCCGAAGGCCAAGACGGCGAAGUUGGCGGGGAUUCUGCAUGCGCAGGACAACGACUACCGAACAGCAUUUUCUUAUUUCUACGAAGCCUUCGAAGCUUUCAGCGGACAAGAGGCAGCUCAAGAAAGCCACAAGAGGCACCAGCAGCAAACCAAGGCUGAGGAGAAGACAGUCGCAGCAGCCGAAGCUUUUGGGGUGUCUGUACAGCUGAAGCCUUUGGGUGUCUGCACAGCUUUGGCUUGUGGGGUGUCUGUACAGCCGAAGCCUUGGGGUGUCUGCACAGCUGUGGCUGUUGGGGUGUCUGUACAGCUUUGGCUGUUGGGGUGUCUGCACAGCUGUGGCUGUUGGGGUGUCUGUACAACUGAAGGUUUUGGGUGUCUGCACAGCUGUGGCUGUGGGGUGUCUGUACAGCUGAAGCUGAAGGUUCCGGGUGUCGGUACAGCUGCGACUGGGGUGUCUGUACAGCUGAAGGUUUCGGGUGUCUGUACAGCUGUGGCUGGGGUGUCUGUACAGCUGUGGCUCUGUGGCUGUGGGGUGUCUGUACAGCUUUGGCUUACGGGGUGUCUGUACAGCUGCGACUGGGGUGUCUGGGAGAAGCGCGCGUUGGCGGUGCGUUCGUUGAGUUACAUGUUGCUGACGAAGAUUCUGAUGGGGCGUCCUGAAGACGUGCCGAGUUUGUUGUCGACGCGGCAGAGUUUGCGUUACUACUCGCCGGGGGGUGUGGGGUUGGGAUCGGGAUCGGGAUCGGGAUCGGGGGAGGCGCGGCUGGAGGCGCUGCGGCUGCUGGCGGUGUGCCACCGCGAGCAGUCGCUGAAGAUGUUUCGCGCGCUGCUGCAGCAGCAGCAGGGGCUGCUGCUGCUGCGCGGCGACCGCUUCCUGCAGCAGCACACGGAGGCCCUCUACGAGCGCCUCCUCGAGGCCGACCUCCAAAAGACCCUCCGCGCCUUCUCCCGCGUCGAACUCCCCCACCUCGCCCAGCUGCUGCACCUCCCGCUGCAGCGCCUCGAGCGCACUCUUUGCCGCCUCAUGCUCGACGGCCGGCUGCACGCCACGCUUGACCAGGAGGCCAACGUGCUGCUGCUCUUUGCGCCUCCGCAGCCGCCGCGGCUUCACCAAAACGUCCUCGCCACCGUCGCCAACAUGGCCGCCGUCGUCGACGCGCUCUACGACAAGGCCCAGCAGACCCUCUAG